GCCUUGGCAGUUUUCUUUCCCCGAAUAGCAUAACUCUUAUUUCUUUCUAUAAACAAAACCCUAAUAUCAGCUACGUGUGGAAUCUUCCAUGGCAGAUGGCUUGAUCUACGACAUAAAACUAUCCUCCGUUGGGCCGGGAAACGCGGUCGAGCCUGACAUGGUUCACGAGCCGAGUGGCAUGGACUUGGCAAUGAAGCUUCACUACUUGAAAGGAAUCUACUAUUUUGGCAAGCAGGCUUUUGAGGGCUUGACCACCUACAAGAUAAAGGAGCCCUUGUUCAUAUUGCUAAACUCUUUCCCAGUUAUCUGUGGACGGUUUCGUAGAGACGAGUCAGGCCGGCCUUACAUCAAAUACAGUGACUGUGGUGUGAAAUUCAUUGAAGCGAAGUGUGAGAAAACAAUGGACGAAUGGUUGGAGAAGACCAAGGAGAACGCCUCCCUUGAGAAGUAUCUGACUCCAAACCAGAUCAUUGGUCCCGAAAUAUCAUUUUCUCCGACCGUUACAGUUCACUAAAUUCAAAUGUGGAGGAAUGUCUAUGGGCCUGAGCUGGGCCCAUGUUCUUGGAGAUGCAUUCUCAGCUGCAGAAUUCUUGAACCUGUUGGGAAAAGUGGUAGCAGGUGAAAAGCCCAACAGGCCCAUUAACUUGGCUCAUUUGAAAACGAACUCCACAAAUCCUGAAAGCCCAUUAACGAAUACGGAAGAUCCACUUUCCGUCAAACGGGUGGGCCCGGUUGGAGACAUUUGGAUACCUGUCAAUAACUGUAAAAUGGAAGCAUUUUCCUUUAGUGUUAAUGCCACACAAUUGAGCCAUUUGCAGUCAAAAAUAAGUAACAAUGGCACAGAUUUUUCUCCAUUUGAAGCUCUUUCUGCUGUCAUUUGGCAAUGCAUAGGCAAAAUUCGACCUGAAUCUGAACCUAAAGUUGUGACAAUAUGCAAGAUGAUGGAACAAAACAGGGCAGAUGGGAAUAAUCUACUUAUAAGUGUUGUUAAAGCUGCUUAUCCCAUUGUGGAAGCCAACCCUAGUGAGCUAGCGGCAUUGAUGAAAAAUGCAGCAAUUGAUAAAAUAGAAAAGAUCGAAAAUGCAAUCGAGAAAGACAACGGAGUAUCUGAUUUCAUUGUUUAUGGCGGGAAUUUAACUUUCGCGAAUCUUGAAGAAGCAAAGUUUUAUGAAAUUGAUUACCGCGGAGAGAAGCCAAUUUAUGUUAGUUAUCGAGUUGAUGGUGUUGGUGAUGAAGGAGCUGUCUUGGUGCUCCCGGGGCCACCGAAGAAUGGAGGAAGGACUGUUAUGGCAAUUUUGCCAGAGAAUGAGGCGACUGAGCUUAAAUCAGAGCUGAAAAAGUGGUUUAUGGAUUAAAAGGAAAAAAGUGUUUUUAAUUACUCCAUUAGCUUUUGAAUGUGGGGAUGUGAGUGUGGUUUUACAUGUAUUUUUCUUUAAAGCAGUGGCAUAUUUUGGCUCAUUUGUAAAAUAUGAAUAAAUUGAACUAUGAGUCUUUGUUCUUCUGAA
Messenger RNA from Olea europaea var. sylvestris, 1505 nucleotides. RefSeq names its product protein ECERIFERUM 2-like. The coding region runs from base 531 to 1355 and encodes 274 amino acids. Gene Ontology annotation, molecular function: acyltransferase activity, transferring groups other than amino-acyl groups. The transcript has 2 exons. The record is from RefSeq and is a predicted model, not a curated record. NCBI's taxonomy places the organism in Eukaryota, Viridiplantae, Streptophyta, Magnoliopsida, Lamiales, Oleaceae.